This is a messenger RNA of Asparagus officinalis (garden asparagus), 936 nucleotides long. RefSeq names its product fasciclin-like arabinogalactan protein 9. Bases 1 to 735 code for a protein of 244 amino acids. The transcript has 4 exons. The record is from RefSeq and is a predicted model, not a curated record. NCBI's taxonomy places the organism in Eukaryota, Viridiplantae, Streptophyta, Magnoliopsida, Asparagales, Asparagaceae.
AUGGAACUGGUAAACACAACACUUGUGUCCAUAGUUGCUUCAACUUCGGUUAUAGCGGUUGGAGCAGAUGCAUUUCCCUCAGCUUCCUCAGGGGUCAUCAGAAGCCGGUCUCGCCUCCAUAUCUACAUCGAUAAAGGCAGCCAAUACACAACCCUAAUUCGCCUCCUAAAACAAACCCAAGUAGGCGAACAAAUCCAAAGCCAACUCAACAACUCCUUCCAGGGCCUCACCAUAUUCGCCGCCACCGACAACGCAUUCAACAACCUCAAACCUGGCACACUUAAUGGCCUAACAUCACAAGAACAGGUCGCAUUGGUCCUCUACCAUGUCCUGCCUCGAUACUACAGCAUGUCUAUGUUCGAGACAGCGAGCAAUCCGGUCAACACACAGGCGUCGGGAAGUUCAGGGGUUUACAAUGUAAAUAUUAUUAGCGCAAGCAAUCAGGUGAAUGUGUCGACAGGGGUUGAUGAAACACAGAUUGGUAAUGAUUUGUAUUCAGAUUUUCCAUUGGCGGUGUAUUCAGUUGAUCAGGUGUUGUUGCCUUAUGAUUUGUUCGGACCGAAGCCAGCACCGAGGGUAGGGCCGAAGAAGAAGGCAGGUAAGGUUCCAGCAGCGAAAGCGCCAUCAGUGGAGGCAGAUAGCAGUACUCCGUCUGCUGCGACUGGUAGAUUUGAAGUGAGGAGUUGGGGUCUUGGUUUUGGAGUUGUGUUGAUGUUUGUUGGAUAUCUUGUUUAAGGGGUGGUUGAUGCACGCAUGCAUGGUUUCUUUGAGAAUUUGUGGGGAUUGGCAUUUGUACCUUAUAGAGACUUUUCUCAAUUUUAUGUUUUAGAUUUUGUAUGUUGAGAGUUUGUUUGGAUUUAAUUUGUUAUGAUUGAGCAUUGGUUUGGUUAAUUAUAUUUUCCCAUCUGAAAUGGAGUUUCCCCUCUAUCACUUCAA